This is a messenger RNA of Microdochium trichocladiopsis, 972 nucleotides long. Its product is annotated as cytokine-induced anti-apoptosis inhibitor 1, Fe-S biogenesis-domain-containing protein. Gene Ontology annotation, cellular component: cytoplasm. NCBI's taxonomy places the organism in Eukaryota, Fungi, Ascomycota, Sordariomycetes, Xylariales, Microdochiaceae. The record is from RefSeq and is a predicted model, not a curated record. Gene Ontology annotation, molecular function: iron-sulfur cluster binding. The transcript is spliced from 2 exons. Gene Ontology annotation, biological process: iron-sulfur cluster assembly. The coding region runs from base 1 to 972 and encodes 323 amino acids.
AUGUCUCCCUCCGUCGUCGCCAACACCGGGCGCACCCUUCUGCUCGCCCCGCCUUCGAUUGCCAGCCACGAAGAGAAACUCCGCGAUGUCCUAGCCUCCUACGAUCGUUCUAUUACCGACCUCCAAAUGCUCGACCGUCUCUCAGCGGGCCUCGUCAAUCUCCCAAAUGCCACCUACGAUCUCAUCCUCGUCCUAACCGAUGCCGACGGUUCUCGAUCCGAGUCUUCGCUCUUGCUGAACCGCAAUGUCUUUGUCAAGGUCGUCUCUACACUCAAGGUCGGAGGAAAGAUCCAAGCGCAAGAUGGCUCCCUUGUGGGAUCCAGUUCCACCCCAGACGCUCGCGAGGCACUGCUUGCCGGCCUGUCGCCUGGGGACGAUGGUUUCACCAAGCCCGAUGAUGAGGCCGAUGCCGCUGUGCCUCUGAAGUUGUCGUUCGGCAAGAAGAAGCAGAAGAGCGAGGCGGGGCCUCCAGUCUCCAAAGUCACAAUCGAGCAGUCUAAUGGCCAGACCGCAAGCCUGAACAUGGUGCCACCUGCAGCCAAGCCUGCUGGUGUUGGCUUCGUGGACUUCAGCGAUGACUUCGACGCUCCUGUGGAUGACGACGAUCUUAUUGACGAAGACACCUUGUUGACGGAGGAGGAUCUCAACAAACCCCUUGCUAUCCCCGCGGAAUGCAUUCCCAAGGUUGGUAAGCGCAGGCGCGCCUGCAAGGACUGCACUUGCGGCCUGGCAGAGAAAAUCGCGGCCGAGGACGCGGCCAAACGCGCCGAUGCCGACUCCAAGCUGCAGACCCUCAAACUCGGCAUGGACGACCUGAACGAGGUCGACUUCACCGUCCAGGGCAAGGUCGGCUCGUGCGGAAACUGCUCGCUUGGCGACGCCUUCCGAUGCGACGGCUGCCCUUACCUGGGCAUGCCGGCGUUCAAGCCUGGCGAGGAGGUCCGUCUUCUCAACAACGAGAUCCAGUUGUGA